UCUCUCCGUCUGUACCUCUAUUCCUGCUCCACUAGCCCAAUCAUGGACCUCGCAGCGAGGUGUGCGCUCCUGCUCUCCGGCUUCGCCCUGCUCGCAGCGCUCGAUCUGGACGCGAUUGACCCCGGCUACUAUGUGGAGACCAGCAGCCCGUCAGAUGUGAUCGACUACAAAGAUCCCUGCAAAGCUGUGGCUUAUCUUGGCGAUAUUGCGCUGGAUGAGGAAGAUAUGCGCAUGUUUAAAGUGGACCGCAUUGUGAAUUUAGCAGAGAGAACAGUCACAGUUCUGAAUCACACCGAUGCGGGUUCACUUUCCAAUGAGACGAAUACAAACAAUACGGCGUCCCAUCGCAGGAAGAGGGCAGCGACGUCCAGACCUGAGAGGGUUUGGCCCGAGGGCGUCAUUCCUUACGUCAUCAGCGGGAACUUCAGCGGUAGCCAGAGAGCCAUAUUCAGACAGGCCAUGAGACACUGGGAAAAACACACAUGUGUGACGUUCAUCGAGAGAACAACAGAAGAGAGCUACAUCGUCUUCACCUACCGGCCGUGUGGGUGCUGUUCGUAUGUGGGCCGGAGAGGAGGGGGUCCGCAGGCCAUAUCCAUCGGGAAGAACUGUGAUAAGUUUGGGAUUGUGGUGCAUGAGCUCGGUCACGUGAUCGGAUUCUGGCAUGAGCACACGCGACCCGACAGAGACGAUCAUGUCAGUAUCAUACGGGACAACAUUCAGCCAGGACAGGAGUACAACUUCCUGAAGAUGGAGCCUGGUGAGGUGGACUCACUCGGAGAGGUCUAUGACUUCGACAGCAUCAUGCACUAUGCAAGAAACACUUUCUCCAGAGGGAUAUUUUUGGACACCAUUCUGCCUCGAUAUGAUGUGAACGGAGUUCGGCCUCCCAUUGGUCAGAGGACCAGACUGAGCAAAGGAGACAUCGCACAGGCACGCAAACUUUACAAGUGUCCAAAAUGUGGAGACAGUUUGCAGGAGAGUAGUGGAAACUUUUCUUCACCUGGUUUUCCCAAUGGUUAUUCAGCAUAUAUGCACUGCAUAUGGAGAAUUUCAGUCACACCGGGAGAAAAGAUCAUUCUGAACUUUACAUCUAUGGAUUUAUACCGGAGUCAUUUGUGCUGGUAUGAUCAUGUGGAGAUCAGAGAUGGAUAUUGGAGGAAAGCACCACUGAAAGGUCGAUUUUGUGGGGAUAAAUUACCGGAGCCAAUCGUCUCUACAGACAGUCGCCUGUGGAUUGAGUUUCGCAGCAGCAGCAACUGGGUGGGGAAGGGCUUCUCUGCUGUUUAUCUUGCAGCUAUUUGCGGUGGGGAGGUGAAGAAAGACAAUGGUCAGAUUCAGUCUCCGAACUACCCAGAUGACUACAGACCUAAUAAAGUCUGUGUGUGGAAGAUCACUGUGGCUCAGGGUUACCAUGUAGGCCUUACCUUCCAGUCGUUUGAGAUCGAGAGGCACGAUAACUGUGCGUAUGACUACCUGGAGGUUCGAGAUGGGAACUCAGAAAGCAGCCCGCUGUUGGGCAGAUUCUGUGGUUAUGACAAACCUGAUGAUAUUAAAUCCAGUUCCAACCAGAUCUGGAUGAAAUUUGUGUCUGACGGUUCUGUCAACAAGGCUGGAUUUGCUGCUAAUUUCUUCAAAGAAAUGGACGAGUGCUCCAGACCCGACAACGGUCGCUGUGAGCAGCGCUGUGUCAACACGCUCGGUAGUUACAAGUGUGCCUGUGACCCUGGGUACGAACUGGCGGCAGACAAACGGAGUUGCGAGGCUGCCUGUGGUGGUUUCAUCACCAAGCUGAAUGGGUCCAUCACCAGUCCAGGCUGGCCCAAAGAGUAUCCACCCAACAAGAACUGCAUCUGGCAGCUGGUGGCGCCCACGCAGUACCGCAUCACGCUGCUCUUCGACGUCUUCGAGACGGAGGGGAACGAUGUGAGCACUAGGUUUUUGCCUCAGCGUGGGGUGGGUUUGUCUGGUUCAUUUCAGCUCGAUUGGUGUGAAUCACCACAGGGCUUUAGGGACAAAGAAACUCUGUGUGUUACUGAUAUCUGGUGUUUUGUUCUCACAGAUAAAGACGAGUGCUCUAAGGAGAACGGCGGAUGUCAGCAUGAAUGUGUGAACACCUUUGGCAGCUACAGUUGUCAGUGCAGAAGUGGCUUCAUUCUGCAUGAAAACAAACAUGACUGCAAGGAAGCCGGCUGUGAUCACGUUGUGAACAGUGUGAGCGGGACCAUCACCAGCCCCAACUGGCCAGAUAAAUACCCCAGUAAGAAGGCCUGCACCUGGGCCCUCUCCACCACCCCGGGACAUCGGAUCAAAAUAGCUUUCAAUGAAAUCGACAUGGAGCCUCAUCUGGAAUGUACUUAUGACCACAUAGAGAUUUACGACGGUCGGGAUGGGAAGGCACCCAGCCUCGGACGAUACUGUGGCACCAAGAAACCUCAACCGAUCAUAUCCUCCGGCAACAAGAUGUUCAUCCGCUUCUUCUCUGAUAACUCAGUGCAGAAGAAAGGCUUCGAGGCUUCCCAUGCUGCAGAGUGUGGAGGCCGUCUGAAAGCAGAGGUGAAAACUAAAGACCUCUACUCUCAUGCCCAGUUUGGUGAUAAUAACUACCCCGGGGCGUCCGACUGUCAGUGGGUGAUCACAGCAGAGAAGGGCUACGGCGUGGAGCUCAUCUUCCAGACCUUCGAAAUCGAGGAGGAGGCCGACUGUGGCUAUGAUUACAUGGAGCUGUUUGAUGGGGCGGACACCAAAUCACCCAGGCUAGGCCGCUACUGUGGAUCAGGGCCUCCAGAAGAGAUCUACUCUGCCGGCGACUCCAUCGUCAUCAAAUUCCGCUCAGAUGACACCAUCAAUAAGAAGGGCUUCCACGUGCGUUACACCAGCACCAAGUUUCAGGACACACUCCACUCCCGUAAGAAGUGACCCCUAGUGGCCGGGAGGGGCCGUGCAGGGCCUAGGGGGAAGCGAAAGGGUCCCAGGGGGAGGGCCUCGCCCAUCGCUCAGAGCCACCCGGCCGCCAAGAACACCCAGACUCGACGGACCAGCCGCAAGAAUGCCAACCGCACCUCAGUAGUUCACAGGGGUUCUGGCAUACCCUACUGACUGUGAGGAGUAAAGCCAUUCCGCAGUAGACCUUGUUUUUACCUUUUUUUAAUUAUUACAUUUGGGGCAAGAUGGGGAGGGGGUGGAAUGUAUUCAGUUGCUGGAUACCAAUAUAGGGGCGAAAUCAAGGGUGGGCGUAGUUGAUCGGAUACUGGAACCCCCCUCCUUUUUUCACCUUUCAUGAGCCGGGUGUGUUGAAAAACACAAAUACACUAAGGAACUCCUGCAGGAGGACCAGAGCAGUCAACCAAACUCACCAAAC
Sinocyclocheilus grahami is the source of this 3361-nucleotide messenger RNA. RefSeq names its product bone morphogenetic protein 1-like. Bases 43 to 2919 code for a protein of 958 amino acids. Gene Ontology annotation, biological process: proteolysis. Gene Ontology annotation, molecular function: zinc ion binding; metalloendopeptidase activity; calcium ion binding. The transcript has 19 exons. Lineage: Eukaryota; Metazoa; Chordata; Actinopteri; Cypriniformes; Cyprinidae. The record is from RefSeq and is a predicted model, not a curated record.